UAGCAACAUUACGUAUGACUUUGUCUCCUUUAUUGUACCAAAAAAAAAAAAGAAAAAAAAUUCCAAACUCAAUUAUGUGGACCUUAUAACCUCAGUCAGACAGUCAUUGCCUAACUUAUAUAAUUCUGAAGCCAAACCGAUUGGGUUUUGCCUUUAGUUUUGUCCUUUCCUUAAUCCUCAGCUUGUCACCUGAUUUUGUCCAUCCUGAUUUUCAUAUUCUCCUCUUUUCUUUUCAUUUCUUUUUUAAACAAUCCCGAGGAAAAUCAGAAUUGUCUCAACAUUUUCAGUGUCGAAAACCAAGCUCAAACAAUGGGAACUUGCUGGCCUUUCAAGCUUAUGGUUAUGGUGGGAUUUCUUGCUGUAUCAAUAAUAUCAUUCCAAUCAGCAAAUGCAGACCCUCAAACCACUCUGGUAAAUAAGGGAUGCAGUCAGUACAAUGCGUCAAACACCGGGAACUUCUUCAGCAACCUUAAUGCCACUUUGGCUGAUCUCAGGAACCAAUUGUCAAACAAACAUUUUGCAACUGCUCAACAAGCCAGGUCUUCGGACCCUGUUUAUGCCAUGGUUCAGUGCAGGGAUUACCUUUCCACUGCUGAUUGUGUUUCUUGUUACAAUACUGCGGUUUCCCAGAUCAGGAAUUGCUCUGCUGCCAAUGGAGCUCGUGUUAUUUAUGAUGGCUGCUUCCUCAGGUAUGAGAGUACAACAUUCUAUGACCAGACUACUGUUCAGGGAAAUUCUCAGAUAUGUAGCAAUCAAACUGCACCUCAGCCAGCUAAUUUCCAAACUGAGGCAGAAACUCUCUUACAGGAACUGAAACUCGCCACGCCGCGAAUCAAUGGAUUCUUCGCCGCGACAAAGAGGCAGUUGAGCAAUGGUGGUGAUACAGUUUACGCACUUGCCCAGUGCGCCGAAACAGUCAGCCCGAGCGGUUGUCAAGACUGCUUGACAGUGGCAGAUGGAAAUAUACAAGGCUGUUUACCUAAUACCGACGGAAGGGCUUUUGAUGCAGGCUGUUUUAUGAGGUAUUCAGCAACUCCCUUCUUUGCUGAUAACCAGACUACCAACAUUAAUCCUUAUCUAGGGGGAGGAGGCUCAAACAAAAAGAAGGCAAUUAUUGGAGGCGUGGUUGGUGGUGUAGGCCUUCUCUUAAUUAUAUUUGCUUUAUUGUUAGGGUAUCUACUCUAUAGAAAACCAAAGAAAGCUCAGAGAGGUGAUAUCUUAGGAGCAACAGAACUGCAAGGUCCAGUAACCUACAGCUACAAAGUUUUGAAAUCUGCAACCAAUGAUUUUAGUGAAGAAAAUAAACUUGGAGAAGGCGGUUUUGGCGAGGUGUACAAGGGUACCUUGAGAAAUGGUAGUGUAGUAGCUGUGAAGAAGCUAAACAUAAGGUCUGGUAGGGCGAAAGCCGAGUUUGAAAGUGAAGUAAGACUCAUUAGUAAUGUUCAUCAUCGAAACCUUGUGCGCCUACUGGGAUGUGCUAACAAAGGAGCAGAGCUCCUCCUGGUUUAUGAAUACAUGGCAAAUGGAAGCUUAGAUAGAUUUUUAUAUGGAGAGAAAAGGGGAUUUCUCAGUUGGAAACAGCGCUCUAACAUAAUAUUGGGCACGGCUAGGGGACUAGCAUAUUUACAUGAACAAUAUCAUGUUUGCAUUAUUCAUCGGGAUAUCAAGUCGAGCAACAUCUUACUAGAUGAUGAUUUUCUGCCCAAGAUUGCUGAUUUUGGAUUGGCAAAGCUUCUGCCUGACGAUCAGAGUCAUUUGAGUACUAGAUUCGCCGGUACCUUGGGCUACACAGCACCAGAAUAUGCAGUUCAUGGACAUUUGUCUGAGAAAGUUGAUACUUACAGUUUCGGCAUUGUUGCCCUUGAAGUAAUCAGUGGCAGAAGAAGCAAUGACAUGACAGUUGAGCCUAUCAGUGAGUACCUUCUCGAGAAGGCAUGGAAGCUAUAUGAGACCGACUCGCAUAUACAAUUGGUGGACGAAACUAUGGACCCUAAUGACUACAAUGUAGCAGAAGUGAAGAAAUUCAUAGAGGUCGCCUUGAUCUGCACCCAAUCACAGCCAUCUGAGAGACCUACCAUGACUGAAGUACUUAUCAUGCUGUCAAGUGAUCAGUCAAUCGAACAGCGUCGCCCUUCUAAUAGUACUAUCAGUUCUGAUAGGAGGUUCUUCAGAGACACAUUGACGUCAUUAACUGAUACCACUUCAUCGAACUCUAAUGCCACAGCCUCUUUCACUGAAUUCACUGGUCGAUAGCUUGCUUCAAUCCUCAGAUACAGUACGUUUUACUUGCGUUUUGGGAUAAGUGACAAACAUGGAAAAAUGAGAUGACGUUGCAAUCCAAGAACCUUAUAUUUCUCGAAGUAUUUCUAGACCAAAAAAUGUAAAUAUGGCAGAGAUGGUUUAUAUGCUGCUUUUAGUAAGAUGUGCCAAAAAUGUUCCUUUGAAACCGUGGUCUUAGAAACAACAGCGUUCAGUUCAGAACAUGAGACUCCUCUAGCUUUUAUAGUUUAAAUUAGCAGAAAAGGUGUAUACUUUGCAAUUGAGAUUUUAAGUGUUUACCUUUUGACUCUAAUUUCUUUAUAGAUGUGUCAGAAAUGCAACAAUUUUAGACUACCUUUCACAGA
Oldenlandia corymbosa var. corymbosa is the source of this 2624-nucleotide messenger RNA. The record is from the annotation of a GenBank genome assembly. Lineage: Eukaryota; Viridiplantae; Streptophyta; Magnoliopsida; Gentianales; Rubiaceae.